Hirundo rustica (Barn swallow) is the source of this 449-nucleotide messenger RNA. Its product is annotated as gastrin/cholecystokinin-like peptide. Gene Ontology annotation, molecular function: hormone activity. Lineage: Eukaryota; Metazoa; Chordata; Aves; Passeriformes; Hirundinidae. The record is from RefSeq and is a predicted model, not a curated record. Gene Ontology annotation, cellular component: extracellular region.
AUGUCCGGGUUCGGGGGCCGCAGCUCCCGCUCCCCAGCCCCGCUCAGUCUCUCCACAGCCAUGAAGGUGACGCUGUGCCUCGGUCUCAUCCUCGCCCUGGCAGUGGCCUCCUGCCUGUGUCGGCCAGCAGCAGAGGCACCAGGAGCCAUGGGGGACCCCCAGCAGCACCGCCCCAGCCUGGUCCGGCGGGACUGGCCCCAGCACCUGUCCCAGGAGCAGCAGCACGUCUUAUCCCAGUUCCUGCCCCACGUCCUCACAGAGCUGAACAAGCACAAGGCUUUUGUGCAUGAGGACGAGGGGAUGGAGGCUUUGCACGACCACUACUACCCCGACUGGAUGGACUUCGGCCGCCGCAGCGCUGAGGACGAGGCCGGUGCUGCGUAGCUGCUGGGCUGGACUGGGCCUGCAGAGCACCGACACCCUCGGUGCAUUCCUUUCCCACAAUAAAA